Molecule: messenger RNA, 1489 nt
Organism: Larimichthys crocea (large yellow croaker)
Lineage: Eukaryota; Metazoa; Chordata; Actinopteri; Sciaenidae
Gene: tfpt
Product: TCF3 (E2A) fusion partner
Exons: 7
Coding region: 137-736 (199 amino acids)
Biological process (GO): positive regulation of apoptotic process; apoptotic process; apoptotic signaling pathway
Cellular component (GO): Ino80 complex
Molecular function (GO): DNA binding
Source: RefSeq, a predicted model, not a curated record
UGUUCAUAAACGCUGUGCUGUAACGUGGCCGUGUAACCCGUGGACUAAUACGCAGUCUGUAGAGUAAAGUGGGUUUCUUAAACAGUUUAUUAAACCGCAGGACGCGCACAGCUGCUGCUGACAUCACUGUGUAAAUAUGAUGGAGGAUUUCUCUGGUUUGGCUCUCCCUCCUCUGUUUGGAGGACACAUCCUGGAGGCAGAGCUGGAGCCUGGUGGUGUGGAGCUGGGACCAGGAGAGGUGGAGCUGGGCCCGGGAGGCAAUGAGCUGCUUGAGAGUACAGCACAAGAGGAUGAAGAGAGAAGAGCUCUUGAUAAGAGGAAAUAUCUGGCUCUGAGCAGGAGGUGUAAAGAAAUUGAACAGGUAAAUCAGAAGAUUCUUGGUCGCCUCCACCAAGUACAAAGAAUCACACGGCGCUUGAAGAAAGAGAGGCGGUUUCUCAUGAAGACUUUAGACGCUCAUGGGGAUGACUACAGAAACGCCCAGCUCACUAUAUUUCUAGAGGACGAGUCUGGAGCUCAUUUAGAUCCUGCUGCUGGAGUGGAGGACGACCGGCUUAACGGUGUGUCUGGUUCCACGUCGUCUGCAGCGUUGCAUCACGCUGCUGGACCGAAGAAGAGGAGGCACCGAAUUCCACGACAAGAAAAAGAUAAAGACCAACAGACUGAACCAGACAUUUCAGGGCUGGCAGAGACAAAGUUUGGAGAAAUGCCCAGCCCAACCUCUCUGUCUCACUGAUCAUUGCACUGACCUGGAUAAAAUGAUGAUGAUGAUGACGAUGAUGAUGAUGAAGGAGCACCCAUAUACUAAAAGUGUUCAGUAGAUACGCUGCCUCUGUUAGCCAGGUUUUGAACUGUUUUACUUGAACAUUGUGAACAGAUUGAAUUUAUGUGAGCGUCAAAUGAAAUGUUAUUCACCUGGUACCAUACAUACAUUUUUUUUUUUUUUUUUUUUCUUACGUUAUUUUUUUUGUCAUAUUUUGUACUUAGAGUUGAAGACAACACAUAAUUAUGACCUGUGGCAAACUGUCAUGGACAACCUUGUUUGGUAAUUAUCUGACAACCCAGAUAUAAUUAUCAUAGAGCAGCAAACGUGUUAUUAAAGGUCCAGUGUGUAGGAUUUGGUGCCAUCUAGUGGUGAAAUUGCAGAUUGCAGCCAACUGAAUACCCCUCACCUCAAACAAGCAUGAAGGAGCAACUACAGAGGCAGUGAAACUCGCAAAAAACGUAAAGUACCUAUCUAGUGCCAGUGUGUGUUUGGACUCUUUGGAAGAGGACCCGCUCCCUCUGUAGAUAUAAAAGUCUCAUUUUAAGGUAAUAAAAACAUAACGAUUGUUAUUUUCAGGUGAUUAUGAAAUGAUAAAAACAUGUUACACACUGGACCUUUAAUGGAUUUUAAUAUACAUUCCUGGAUACUGUCAAUGAUUUCAUGGUUUGUGAUUUUAUACCAGAAGCAGACUCAUGAUUAGCAUUAAAGUAUUACAGACUGCUA